Molecule: messenger RNA, 1927 nt
Organism: Thalassophryne amazonica
Lineage: Eukaryota; Metazoa; Chordata; Actinopteri; Batrachoidiformes; Batrachoididae
Gene: nkain1
Product: sodium/potassium transporting ATPase interacting 1
Exons: 8
Coding region: 468-1091 (207 amino acids)
Biological process (GO): regulation of sodium ion transport
Source: RefSeq, a predicted model, not a curated record
GCCCCGAAUCCGACUGUUGACAAAAGACGCUGCGAGAAGGAGCGGAGGAGUCCGUUCCCCACUGGUGAGGAGGAGGUCGGCCCUGUUUCAGCUCCUGGAGGAGAUCCGCGCACGACGCCUGGUGUGUAUCCUGGAGGAUUCUUCCGCUCCUGGAAAACCGUGUGGCCGCGAGGUGAUUCGGUUUGGCGGCGGUGGUCGAACCGCAGCGGGCCGGCCCUCCUCCUCCUCCUGCUGCUACUUCUCCUCUGUCGUUCCUGCAAACCGCCCGCUCCUGGUAUGUACCGACAAUGAUGGGUCGCUCCCUGUGAGGAGUCGUUCGGGAGGAGGAGGAGGAGGCUGCGGCCUUCAGCCGCUUUCACUGGCCGGGAAUGGUGUGAGCUGAGGCGGCCGGCAGUCUGGAUCUGAGCGGGGAGCCCUCAUUCCCCCGGAGCCUCCGCGGCUCCAAGCCGCGUCCAGAGACGUCCAAGAUGGGGAGGUGCGACGGCAGAUGCACGCUGCUGGUGAUCUGCUCACUGCAGCUGGUCGCCGCCCUCCAGAGGCAAGUGUUUGAUUUUCUGGGCUACCAGUGGGCUCCAAUCCUUGCCAACUUUCUGCACAUUGUGGCCGUCAUCCUGGGCAUGUUUGGGACUGUGCAGUUCCGCUUCCGAUACCUCAUCUUUUAUGCAGUUUGGCUCGUCGUCUGGGUGGGUUGGAAUUCCUUCAUUAUCUGUUUCUACCUGGAAGUUGGAAACCUGUCUCAGGACAGGGACUUUCUCAUGACGUUCAACACGUCCCUUCAUCGUUCUUGGUGGAUGGAGCAUGGUCCAGGUUGCUUGGUAACAGCCGUGCUUGACUCUCACAUCGCUCCCGAUGACCACCAUGUCAUCACCGUCUCUGGGUGUCUUCUUGACUACCAGUACAUCGAGGUGUUGAGUUCAGCCAUUCAAAUCCUCUUAGCGCUCUUUGGCUUUGUAUACGCCUGCUAUGUGAGCAAAGUCUUCCAAGAUGACGAGGACAGCUUUGACUUCAUUGGCGGUUUUGAUUCUUACGGCUACCAACCUCCUCAGAAGUCCUCCCAUUUGCAGCUUCAGCCUCUUUACACGGCUGGUUAACUGUCGGUAGCGCACCCUUCAGGCUGAUGGUGACACUGUGAAUGGAACACAGCACGGCCGGGUAACACUCACUCUGUGCUUCACAGUUAAACUGAGGACUGGACUUAACCCAUCUAAAGAGAUGUGUCUAAGAAAGAGUCAUGCAGCCCUGAGCUCAGGGAGGAACCACCAUAGCAACAGAUGACAUGAUGAAGGAGGCAGAGGAGCUACGGGAGGGAAGGAGAGACACAAGGAGAAGGGACACCUCAGUCAACUCACAGAAGACACGCUUCACUUAACUGCCAGCUGCCAACACUCCCACUAGUGUGCGUAAUGUGUGUGUGGAACCCGGAUUAGCUGGCACUGUGUGGAUGCACCCUGGACUUAAUAACCACUCAGUGCUCCUUUGAAAAACUUUGGGUGUUUUAUGUGUGUGUGUGUGAGAGAGCGAGACAGUAUGGGGAGGUAUAAAGAUGUGUGGAUCACUCAACAAUUGAAGCACGGCUCAUACCUGUUGUCCUUUUAGAUGUGGUGAUAUCAUACUAGAGCAGUCUCCCAGUUCUGUUCCCAAAGCCAUCUUUGGUUACUCCUGUGCACAAAAAAAUUAUGGUGGCCAACACCAAUUACAUACUGAACAUUUUAAGCGCAUACAAACAGCCGCUGUCUGUUUUGUUAUCCAGCCAGAGCCAGCAGGCAAAACAAGGACAGACUGCUUAAUGUCCAUGACGGCUACAAACAUGGAAAGUUCAGUACCAGGAUAUUUAGUUUUCAAAAUAAUGAAAUGAUCUGAGGUGUUAAAUAACUUUUUUUUUUUAACAGUACAUCCUUAAUUAUAUUAAAACAUUGUUAGUAAACAA